AAUAUAAAGAUUACUUAUAAUUAUCUCUGAAAUUAACUUAUACUUGUGUAUAGACGUUACUCCUAAAAUCUUUUGUAUAUAUGCCUGACAAAUCCGUGAAGCAUAACUUACAUAACAAUGGAGUUUCCACUUAGCACUCUCACAAACAUUCCUGCAAUUCACAGAGUUUUACUACUCACCAUAGUGAUCUUAACGGCAUUAGGUAACGUUAACGGUCGUCAUAAAGUACACAAAUGGGAAACCGUUGAGUACUCUGCUAUUAGUUGCAGAACACACACUGCAUCAUUAACGGAUUUCGGUGGAGUUGGUGAUGGAAAAACGUUAAAUACUAACGCUUUUAAGACAGCCGUUGAUCAUUUGAGUCAGUUUCAAUCGGACGGUGGUUCGUUGUUGUAUGUACCUGCUGGAAAAUGGUUGACGGGAAGUUUUAAUUUAACGAGCCAUUUUACUCUGUUUCUUGAUAAAGAUGCUGUUCUUCUUGCCUCUCAGGAUGAAAAAGAUUAUUCAGUGAUUGCACCUUUACCAUCCUAUGGUCGAGGAAGAGAUACAGACGGUGGUAGAUUCGUUAGUCUUAUUUUUGGAACCAACCUUACUGAUGUUGUCAUCACAGGUGAAAAUGGAACCAUUGAUGGCCAAGGGCAGCUAUGGUGGGACAAGUUCCACAAGGAAGAACUAAAAUUUACAAGGCCUUAUCUGAUAGAAAUCAUGUACUCUGAUAAAAUUCAAAUCUCCAGUCUUACAUUGAUCAAUUCUCCUUCAUGGAAUGUGCAUCCUGUAUACUGCAGCAACAUUAUCAUCCAAGGCAUCACUAUCCUUGCACCAGUCAGAUCUCCAAAUACUGAUGGAAUUAACCCUGAUUCUUGCAUAAAUACUAGAAUAGAAGACUGUUACAUCGUCUCCGGAGACGAUUGCAUUGCUGUUAAGAGUGGCUGGGACGAGUACGGGGUCGCCUUUGGGAUGCCAACAAAGCAACUCGCAAUAAGGCGAAUCACCUGCAUUUCUCCAACUAGUGCUACAAUUGCACUAGGUAGCGAAAUGUCAGGAGGAAUUCAAGAUGUUAGAGCAGAGGACAUUACAGCGAUCGAUACAGAAUCAGGGGUUCGAAUCAAGACAGCAGUAGGAAGAGGUGGAUACGUGAAGGAUAUAUACGUUAAAGGUGUGACAAUGAAAACCAUGAAAUACGUAUUCUGGAUGACAGGAGAUUAUGGUUCUCACCCGGACAACAAUUAUGAUCCGAACGCGUUACCUGUGAUUGAAAACAUCAAUUACCGCGAUAUGGUUGCUGAGAAUGUGACCAUUGCUGCUAAGCUUUCUGGAAUUUCUGGUGAUCCGUUUACUGGAAUCUGCCUAUCAAAUGUCACGAUAGAGAUGGCGCCUAAAGCAAAAAAACUUUUCUGGAAUUGUACAGAUAUUUCAGGGAUUUCAAGUGGUGUGGUACCUCAGCCUUGUGAUUUAUUGCCAGACCAAGGGAAGGAGGACGCCGCUCCCUGUAAUUUUCCGACAGAGAGCUUACCAAUUGAUGAUAUGGAAAUUCGUACGUGUUCCUGCAGGAAGAAAAUAUAUUAAAAACAUCAAUGUAUAAGAAUGUCUUAAUCGGUUAAAUUGUUCUGUUACUUCACCCACCUGAACUGUCCAUGAAUAUACACUGGCAAUUCCGUUUUCACUUUGUGAACGAGCCACGCUAAUAUUUGUAACUGUUACAUAUUUGUGAUUAUGCUAUCAGUUAUUGCAACCAAAAUUUCAAAUAAAAGUAUAGCAAGAAGAUUGCUGGUGAA
This is a messenger RNA of Lycium ferocissimum, 1775 nucleotides long. RefSeq names its product probable polygalacturonase. Gene Ontology annotation, biological process: carbohydrate metabolic process. Bases 118 to 1566 code for a protein of 482 amino acids. The transcript has 6 exons. Lineage: Eukaryota; Viridiplantae; Streptophyta; Magnoliopsida; Solanales; Solanaceae. The record is from RefSeq and is a predicted model, not a curated record. Gene Ontology annotation, molecular function: polygalacturonase activity.